CUUCCGAGGCUGCUUGCUGCAUCCGGGGACCGCUCCUGUCAGACACCGCAUCCCCCCAGGCCCCGCAAGGCGACCCACCGCGCCGGGGAGAGGCGCCCCGCCGCACCUGCACUCGCACUUGCCGGCACUUGAGUGCGAAAGUUUCAUUUGCCCUGAGCCAUCCCGCAGGGCUGUCUGGGAUACUCGCUGGCACCCCAUGCCCGCAACUCCAACGGGCUUCCGCCUAAUCUGCUGUGUGUAGCGGUUGCUUGCGUGGAAUUCCCAGCCCUUCUGGGGAACAAAGUGUCAGGAUGUCUCAGUGGUAUGAACUUCAGCAGCUUGAUUCCAAAUUCCUGGAGCAGGUUCAUCAGCUUUAUGAUGACAGUUUUCCCAUGGAAAUCAGACAGUACCUGGCUCAGUGGCUAGAAAAGCAAGACUGGGAGCAUGCUGCCAAUGAUAUUUCAUUUGCUACCAUCCGUUUCCAUGACCUCCUAUCACAGCUGGAUGAUCAGUACAGUCGCUUUUCUUUGGAGAAUAAUUUUUUGUUGCAGCAUAACAUAAGGAAAAGCAAGCGUAAUCUUCAGGAUCAUUUUCAAGAAGACCCAGUACAGAUGUCUAUGAUCAUCUAUAACUGUCUGAAGGAGGAAAGAAAGAUUUUAGAAAAUGCCCAGAGAUUUAAUCAGGCUCAGUCAGGAAAUAUUCAGAACACUGUGAUGUUAGAUAAACAGAAGGAGCUUGACAGCAAAGUCAGAAAUGUGAAGGACCAAGUUAUGUGUAUAGAGCAUGAAAUCAAGACUCUAGAAGAUUUACAAGAUGAAUAUGACUUUAAAUGCAAAACCUCACAGAACAGAGAAAAUGAAACCAAUGGUGUGGCCAAGAAUGACCAGAAACAAGAACAGCUGUUACUCAAGCAGAUGUUUUUAAUGCUUGACAAUAAGAGGAAGGAAAUAGUUCACAAAAUAAGAGAAUUGUUGAAUGCCACUGAACUUACCCAGAACACACUGAUUAACGAUGAGCUAGUGGAGUGGAAGCGGAGGCAGCAGAGUGCCUGUAUUGGGGGACCACCGAAUGCUUGCCUCGAUCAGUUGCAGAACUGGUUCACCAUGGUCGCAGAGAGUCUGCAGCAGGUUCGUCAACAGCAAAAGCUGGAGGAGUUGGAACAGAAGUACACCUAUGACCACGACCCUAUCACAAAGAAACAGGUGUUAUGGGAUCGUACCUUUACCCUCUUCCAGCAGCUCAUUCAGAGCUCAUUUGUGGUGGAAAGACAGCCAUGCAUGCCAACUCAUCCUCAGAGGCCACUGGUCUUGAAGACUGGAGUACAGUUCACUGUAAAGUUGAGACUGUUGGUGAAAUUACAAGAGCUGAAUUAUAAUUUGAAAGUCAAAGUCUGUUUGAUAA
Molecule: messenger RNA, 1380 nt
Organism: Castor canadensis (American beaver)
Lineage: Eukaryota; Metazoa; Chordata; Mammalia; Rodentia; Castoridae
Source: RefSeq, a predicted model, not a curated record